CCAUUUCGUUGCGAAUUGCGAGGACACUCGAACUCUCCCUAUUCCUCUAAACAUUCGCUACUUUACCGGUGCAAGUGAAGAUAUGGUUCUGCUUCCAGCACGCCCCCCAAUGUCGCACAGCAUAGAUCAGCUGCUAAAUCAAUCAUCAUGACGUUCGGUGCCAAGCUUGCAAGACUUCCAUCUGCUCUUGUCCUCCGCUUCCAUCUACAACGGCCUGGAGCCAGCUUGAGAUAGCCAAGGAAUCAUCCCAUUGCAAACUUGACUAACACACACGCCAAUCGUCGGACCUUUGGGAGCGCGCAUCGUUCGUACGUGAGAUUGCGAUUGGACACUAGCUGACUACGUAAACGCCAUUUUGUACAGUCCGCCAACAUCCAAAGCCCGCCAUGGCUGCCGUCUCCGUCCCUGAGGCCUUCAUCCUCCUCACACUUCCCUCCGCGUCCCUCACGACGAACGGGUUCACGCACUCGGGAGACCUGCAGUUACAACACAUCACCGCCAGCGUCCCCGAUGAAAGCGGCGUAGUCCACGAGGAGGUGUUCCUUGUCCUCCGCCUCCGCGAGCUCGAGAUUGCCCUCGAUCCCGAUCGUCCGGUGUCCCUCAGCACUGCAGACCCCCACCGCCGGAUAUACACCUUCGGCGCCUCAACGGGCGACGCGGCGGAGGAGAUUCAGCUAGCUGUCCCCGCGAGCACUCCCGCAGGUGACCUCGAGACGCUCGACACCGUGCUCUCGCAGUACUUCGCCGCCUUCGAGAACGAGGGCGCGCUCGCGAUCGAGUCCAUGACCGCGCUGCCGGAGACGCUGAAUGGCGACUCCAUGCGCCCGGUGCCGCAUAUCAAUAGCGCGCAGGCGGACAAGCUGCGCGGGCAUCUUGUUCUGGUGAACGAGGAUAAUGGGGAGAUUGUUGGGCAGCUGGACCAGCGGCUCCCCGUGCGCGAGGACCCUGCGAUGCGCGGGUCGAGAGAUCCCGUCGUGGUAGAGGUCCCCGACGAGGCGGGGCUCUCCGAGCACGACGCGAAUGCGAGGGAGCUGUUCGUCAGGGCCAUCCCGCCCGAGCAACAGAACUGGAUGACGAAGGGCGCGGGUCUGGCGAGUUAUGCCAUUUCGACGGGCGCGUCGCUCAUCGCCAAGGGCAUGGGUGUGGCGGCCGACUACUACGUUGCGCACGGCGCCAAGUCGCCUGACCAUCCUGAUAAUAGGGCUCUGACGAAUGGCGCCGACGGCUCUUCUACCAACGCCUUCGACGGCUCUUCUACGCCCACCGCCAAACCCGCGCUCCCUCCUCGGACGACCUCGCGCACCAUGACCAUGCUCACGUCCCCACGCACGCGCCAGAACAUGCAGCGCGCGCACAAGUACACGGGCACCGCCGUCAAGGCGAGCGCGAAGACGGUUGCGGCGGUCGACGAACUGAUACGGCGCGCGGUGUAUGGGAAGGAGAAGGCGGGUGCGAGCUCUGCGUCCGGUACGGCGGGCAAGGGGAAGGGGAAGAGGCUGGCUGCUGCGGCUGCGGCGAACAGUCAGUCUGCACCGGCGGGCUCGGGGCUCUCGACGCCAAGCGGUUAUUCGACUCCGGGAGGUUACUCUACACCCCCUGCUGCUGCUUCGUCGACUUCGUUAGCGGCGCCGCCACCGUACACCCCUGGGCAAACCUACCUUGCGCCGGAGAAGCCUAAGCUGCCUCCCAGGCGGUCGCCGUCGCCGGGUGCGGCAGGCUCGGUCCCGUAUCCCGUGUACACGUCGGGGAAGGGGGCGUCGGCACCAGCGUCGCCAUACGCCACUAGCCCCUCGUCCUAUGCCCCGAGCUCGGUACCGCCGUGGACCUCAGGCCCGCCGUCGCCGCAUCCGGGGUAUGGGGAUGGGAAGGAGACGGGUCCGCCACCGCGGGGCAUGUCCGGGCCACCCCCCGGCGCGCCUGGUUCGGGAGGAUCAGGAGAACCAGGCGCACCCCCGCCUCUCCCGCCGCGCGAGUUGAAGACGCGAGACCGGGUCCUGCUGUCCGCGGACCUCAUCCUGUCCACCAUCGACGACUCGACGCGGCAGCUCAUCGAGGCCGGGGUGGUCAACUUUGGGAAGGUGAUGGGGCAUCGCUACGGCAAAGACGCCGGGGAGACCUCCACCAUGGCCGCGCGCACGGCGCAGAACGUCGGGCUCGUGUAUAUCGACUUGUCCGGUCUGGGGCGCCGCGCGCUCAUCAAGAGGGCGGGGAAGCACUAUGUCAAGAGCAAGUUUGGCGGGAAGAGUAAGACGGAGAAGGCUUAGGGCGCUAUAUGAUGCGGGAUGAGCGUAAUGACGAGGUCCGAACUGUAAGAUCGUCGGACUCAAGGAUAGGACUUCGAAUCAAUGUAUCGCGGAUCAAUGUGUACUUUGUGCAGGGAGUUCGAGGGCUGACCUCGACAAGCGGUCAGCAGUAGUCACGCAAAAUUUCUGUGCGGUACGCAGUCAGGAGAAGAUCACCUGCGCUUGCCUUGGGGACACUCAAUUGAGGGAUUUAUGUGGCUCUAUAGUGUGCACAUCCUGUCGCUUGCCAGUGGCCGAGGAACACGUAGUACAUGCGCG
Schizophyllum commune H4-8 is the source of this 2561-nucleotide messenger RNA. RefSeq lists its product as uncharacterized. The transcript has 5 exons. Gene Ontology annotation, cellular component: plasma membrane. The coding region runs from base 387 to 2264 and encodes 625 amino acids. NCBI's taxonomy places the organism in Eukaryota, Fungi, Basidiomycota, Agaricomycetes, Agaricales, Schizophyllaceae. Gene Ontology annotation, biological process: cell division. The record is from RefSeq and is a predicted model, not a curated record.